AUGCGUGUAGGCUUCGUUUUCGCCCUGCUCGUCGUCAGUGUGAUCGUGUGCUUCAAUGGGCUCACCAGCGCCGAGAGCACCGUCGUCAUGAAUAACCGGAAUCCCGACUCCAUCAACGUCCCCAUAAGCGAUGAUAUCACAAGCCGCAACCUCAGGGCGAGCGGUGAAGAGAGAGCCUACGCCUUUGUGGACAAGAUCAAGAGUCUUUUUAGCAGGCCUGGCAUCAGCCAGAAAGUCGAGAGUCUGCAGAAGAAUCCCGCCAUGGUCAAGAACUUGGAGAAGGCUGCGUUAAGCCAGAAGGGCUCCAGCAAGGUCCGCGACUGGUUCAUGCAUAUGUACAACAACAGCUCCAAGAGAGACAAGUUCUUCAUUCUCGCGACCCUCGUCAUGUUCCCUAUCGGCGUAUGGGCAGUUGUUACUAAUUAUAGGAGGUAG
Messenger RNA from Phytophthora infestans T30-4, 435 nucleotides. Its product is annotated as secreted RxLR effector peptide protein, putative. The transcript has a single exon. NCBI's taxonomy places the organism in Eukaryota, Oomycota, Peronosporomycetes, Peronosporales, Peronosporaceae. Bases 1 to 435 code for a protein of 144 amino acids. The record is from RefSeq and is a predicted model, not a curated record.